AUGAAGCAACACGCUGAAGAGCGUCUCCAGGCUUUCCUAACCAGGUUUAACCUUACCAAAAGCAUGGUUAUUGAAUGUCACCCUUCAACGGCAGUUCAGGCAUUCAUACUGGCCAUGAAUCGUGGCACCCCGUUCCACACAAGCUUGGUGGUCAACACGUCGAGGACUAUGGAUGAACUUAACGAAAGAGUCGAUGGAUUUGUGCGCUUGGAAGAAGAAGAGGCAGCAAACGCUCGGAAGACAUCCGUUAUUUCCACGGAAGAAAAGACCAAAGCAAAGAUCAGGCAAAAACAGGUCCAACCGCAACGCUCCUCAUGGAAAUCCGAGAAGAGGCCCAGAGAGGAAGAGCUGAUUACUCCGUUGAAAGUUACCCUAGCAAGACUAGGGGAGUUCGCAAGUUAUUUUGAAGGACCAGCGGUGGAGCAGAACCGGCCAAUAGAGCAUGUGAAGAAGAAUCAAAAGUCGAAUUCUCACAACACGCAACCAGUUCGGGUAAUUAAUGCAAUUCACGGUCGGCCAGAACCUGCUGAGGAAUCAGAUGAACUGUUUCGAACACGCCUUCGUCAGGCACGGAUGAAGAGAAGGAUAGGCAGUGUAAACACUCUGCACCAGCAGAACGCAUCAACGCAUAUAAAGUUUGACGCAACAGACUUGCUGCGUGUUCAGACCCCUCAUGAGGACCCUCUGGUCGUAAGUUUGACAGUGGCCAAAUGCUUGGUGCGCAGAGUUCUAAUUGACCCUGGAAGUAGUGCGAACAUCAUGCCAAGAGAUACAUUCGAUCGGCUCGAGAUCAAACAGGAACAGCUGAAAUCCACCGGGAAUCCACUAUUAGGGUUUGAUGGAAAACGAGUGGAGCCCGUCGGCACGGUGGAGGUAGCGGUACAUGCUGCCGAGAGGUUUUUGAUGGAAACCUUUGUAGUUGUUGAAAUUCAUCCCUCUUAUAAUCUUCUGAUGGGCAGAGGGUGGAUCCACAGAGUUCGAGGUGUUCCUUCCACUCUGCAUCAAGUAAUGAGAUGCCUGGCACCGGACGGAACCAAAAUGAUUGACAUUCAUGGAGACCAAGUUGCAGCAAAAGAAUGUUAUUCUGUAACGAUAAAACAUGCCAGAAAGGGGAAAGCUCCCAUUCGUUCAAUCGAUCAGUUUCGACCAGAACGAACAACCAAAGUAGGGGAGAGACUCGUUGAGGAGGAAAAGCAGGAAUUAGUUGAUUUUUUGUCUCAAAAUGCAGAUGUGUUCGCAGGAGUCACCUAG
Molecule: messenger RNA, 1251 nt
Organism: Cornus florida
Lineage: Eukaryota; Viridiplantae; Streptophyta; Magnoliopsida; Cornales; Cornaceae
Exons: 3
Coding region: 1-1251 (416 amino acids)
Source: RefSeq, a predicted model, not a curated record